Messenger RNA from Moneuplotes crassus, 1944 nucleotides. The record is from the annotation of a GenBank genome assembly. Lineage: Eukaryota; Ciliophora; Spirotrichea; Euplotida; Euplotidae.
UGGAUAACACUCCUCAGAAGAAACAGGAGAAUGAAGUCAGGCUUUCUAAUGUACUUGAUGGCACUAAUUUUUGCAAGAAAGCCCCUGCGGUAAGUGCUUAGUUGUCAAUACCUAUUAACUCAAAUCAGAACUUGUACAAUACCGAAGAGUUUAAUGCGAUUUCUCCAAACCACCCAUGCACUGAUAGGAAGUCUGAAGUAAUUAAUGUGUCGCCUCUGAAGCAUCCCAUUCUGUCUGAAAAGAGUGAGAUCUCUCGGGUUAUUAAUGGCCAAACUUCAUAUAACGAUAAAAAACUUAUUAAGCCUUCUAAGAGGAACAAGAAUUCAGUCAAGAAGAAGAGCAAUUUUCUGAUUCAUGAUAUGAAGAAUACUACUUUAAAAGAUUUAUUACCCAAGAUGAGCACUAAGAGAUCAAAGCGAAGACAGCCAAGGGGUUUUAGUAUGGAAGAUGGUAAAUUUAACCAUAAUUCUCCUACUAAGUACAACUUUUAUCCAUCCAGAAGAAUCAGUAAACUCUCAUCAGCAGACUUUGGAAGUACUUCUAAAAGAAAAUAUGAAGAUAGGUCUUGAGAAGAUGCUAAUACAAUAUUUUCAAUGAGAUUUCAAACACAUAAAGGAAAUUUCAGGAAAAAUAAGGCUUCAUGAGCAAAUCCAGAGAUGUCUCCAAAGACAAACUUCACUAAUGACUUCUCUUUUGAUAAAUUUGAAAAAGUUCCCUCUAAUAAAAUGCCAAAGAUGUAUGGUAAUGCUCAUGGAUCAACCCAUUCAAUGAUGUAUAAUCAACCGAUGAGCCACCAAAGAUUUGUUCGUAACAAAAGAACUCCCUUAAAAUUAGAUGAAACUAUGAGCCAUAAAAAUGACAGCCAGAAUCCAUCUAGCCAUAAGACUAAAAACAUCAAAAUGCCAAUGUUCUUACUCAGAAAGAAGAUGAAGCAAGCUAUGAAAGAGGAAGAAGUCAAAAAGAAAUAUUUCAAGAAAAGUGGAGACCCAGACUUUAGUCUGGGAAGAUUAGAGAAUCAUAAAGAUUCUAUCAAGCUGAAAUCAGGCUACAAUUUAGAAAUAUUGCCUCAAGGGAAUAAAGUAGUUUCUGAAGCCACCCAACAUCCUUCCAUGUCUGAAUAUAGAGGGUCUUUUAGUGCGAGCAUGGAUACUAGCAAAAUGAUCGCAGACACAGGAGGUCUGCUAUUAAUCAAACAACAAAAUAAAGAUUUUAAGAGCUCAUUUAAUCACUUUAUGAAGAUAGCAAGAGAGAACCAAUCUAAAUUAGCAGAAUCUUCCAUAAAAAUUAAGAGAUUGAAUAAAAACUUACAUGAUAUUGCUUCUCUUCAGUCAGUUCCUCAGAAAGACAUCGACUUUGAUGAUCUUAAGAACCUGUCUAUUGAACACAAGUGUGAUAUAGACUUCAAUGACUCUCAUGAAAUGGAGGAUAUACAGAAAGAUUUCAGGAAGAUAUCCACUAAACUGAAUCAUCAACUUGAAAAAAUUCAUCAUUAUUCAAACAAUAUCUCUGCAAUAACUCAGCCUAAAGGACAAGAGGAGGGGGAAGAAAUGCAGGAAUUAAAACUUCUGAUUAAGAAACUCAAUUCCGAUAAUUCGUCCUAUAAUCGUCCUAAAUACAUCGAUUCUCUCAGAAUCAAAGCAGAGAAUGCAAAAAUAAAUAAUGACCAGUUGCGCACGGAGGAAGAAAUUAUCUUAAGAAUGCAAGAUCGGGAUAAAUAAACUCCAACAAGCUUAUAAGAAGUAUAAACUUGAAAAUAUCCCUGAGGAAGAGUUCUUAAGACACAUAGCAGCCUCCGAUCCUACCAACCCACCUAAAAGCCCUUCAAAACAGAAGACAACACAAGAGACUAUUAAGAAAAGAAUCUUUAGAGGGAAGCAUCCAAGGUUGAAGCAUAAACUUCCACAGUCACAUAAUGAUGUAGGGCAGAUCAAUAUCUCAAUGUAG